GUUAAGCUUAUAAUCGACCUAAUUUUCCACUCUCUGAGCCCCCCUUCUCUUCAAACCUCAAUUCCUGCAAGACCACGACCGAUCAAAAGACUCAAACUCCCGCCGGCGACAGUUUAACUCUCCGGAUUUGGUAGGGCAUAUGGCGAGGCAGAGGCCGAAUAUAUUGGUGACCGGCACCCCCGGGACAGGGAAGACAACAAUGUCCUCAGCCUUAGCAGAAGAGACGCAGCUGCAACACAUCAACAUUGGCGAGCUGGUCAAGGCUAAGAGCCUCCAUGAUGGCUGGGACGACGAGCUCGACUGUUAUGUCAUCAAUGAAGACCUGGUGUGUGAUGAGCUUGAAGAUGUGAUGGAACAGGGAGGGAACAUAGUGGACUACCACGGUUGCGAUUUCUUCCCCGAGAGGUGGUUUGAUCUUGUGGUUGUGCUUCAGACCGACAACACUGUCUUGUAUGACAGGUUGACUCAGAGAGGGUAUUCCGGCUCCAAGCUUUCAAACAAUGUGGAGUGCGAGAUAUUUCAGACUCUGCUUGAGGAGGCAAAGGAGAGCUACCCGGAAAAUAUCGUACAACCUCUGAAGAGUGAUAGCAUUGAAGACAUUUCAAAGAAUCUUGCUUCUUUGACUGAUUGGGUGAGGAGGUGGCAACCAGCAGCUUAGUCUGCAUGGCAUAGUUCUGCUUGAAGCAGGUUUUUGGUCUCGGUUGUUUCAUUUGGUUAAAACAUUUUAGAGGAGGUUUCUUGUACUGAUAUUAUAGUUCGUUCCUAUCCAUAUCAUGUCAUUAUAGAAUUAAUGUGAUGCGACGAUUUGGUGAAAUGAAAUUUCUAAUGAAGGUUAUCCCACUAAA
This is a messenger RNA of Argentina anserina (silverweed cinquefoil), 845 nucleotides long. Its product is annotated as adenylate kinase isoenzyme 6 homolog. Lineage: Eukaryota; Viridiplantae; Streptophyta; Magnoliopsida; Rosales; Rosaceae. Bases 140 to 658 code for a protein of 172 amino acids. Gene Ontology annotation, cellular component: cytoplasm; nucleus. The record is from RefSeq and is a predicted model, not a curated record. The transcript has 3 exons. Gene Ontology annotation, molecular function: AMP kinase activity; ATP binding; ATP hydrolysis activity.